UGUAAAUUAAUUAAUUGACAAAUAUUAUCAUCAUUGAGGAAGAUUGAAAAAUGGAUAUUUCAACUAACAAGGCGCAAUAUAAUGAAACCAAGCAGAACUUGAGAAUUACACUGGCUUUACUAUCUAAUUGACCACAACCUGGCUAAUUAAUCAACAUCCCGAAUGGCUUCGGGGUUCUACCUAGUUUUUCCUCAGCGAAAGUACCGCACUAUCAUUUUGCAAUACGUCAAAUUAUUAUAUUGAUGCAUGAAUUAAGGCGUGGCUAUCAUCAACCACUUGAACAUCAUCCGGAUGCUGAGGGUAGGAAUUAUGCCAACAACUGACUCUUGUUGGUGCAUUACGAAAUGAUCUCGAAGGUACUCAAGUCAGUGGAGUUUCACUUUGAACCAUCGAGGAAAGUACGCUUUAAAGUUGAUCUCUGGAAUUUUCUGUGCGUGCUGAUCUGCAUCGUGUCUCCCUGUCUCGCUAGGAAUCAUCCACCGCAAUUCCUCAUAAAUGGCCAGACCGAGAUUGUCGUCAGACUUCGAGAAGGUCCAGAAACACCAGUUGGAAGUUUAAUUUACAAGCUCAAAGGAAUUGACCCAGACGGUGAUGAUUUGACAUUCGGAGUGAAAGAUCAACUUGGUUCUGAUGUUAUUCGUGUCGAGAACUUUGGUCGCCAAGAAGCCAACGUAUACCUAAACAAAUUACUUGACCGUGAGACCAAAGAUGAGUACGCAUUAGUGUUGACAUUGACCGAUGGCAAGUUGGGAGAUGGAAACUUUAUUACUCAAAGUCUUCUCUUACUUGUGGAUGACAUUAAUGAUAAUGCUCCUGUCUUUCGUUCUCAUCCUACAACCUUGACAAUAAGAGAAGACUCGGGACCUGGUAUUUUAACAACGGUCGAAGCUACUGACGCUGAUGAAGGUGCUCAUGGUCAAGUGGUCUACCAGCUGCAAGAACUUGACGGAGAUAAUGAUGUAUUCUCCAUCUCUACUGUCAAUGGAAAAGGUGUUGUUCGACUUGUUGGCAAGUUAGAUUAUGAAAAAAAAUACCUCUACCAAUUAAGAAUUCUCGCGGUUGAUCGUGCGAUCAAUGGAAAGGUAAAUACUGGCACUUCAGCAAUCUUGGUAAAGAUUCAGGAUGUUGAAGAUCAACCACCAGAGUUCAUUGCCAUGACUCCAGUUGCUAAAAUUAGCGAAAAUGCUAAAAUAGGAACUUCCGUACUUCAAGUUCGAGCAAUAGACGGUGAUAAAGGAAUCAACAAUCGAGUAUCGUACAGCAUCACCGAAGGACCUAGACAUCUUUUUGACAUUGAUUCUCAUACAGGAUUGGUUUUCACUCGAUCUCAGCUGGAUAGAGAAGCAGAUGACAAUAGUGAAGGAGCAUUUGUUCUAGAAAUAACUGUUAAAGAAAUAUCAAAAAAAGUGCCAACACCUUCAGUCACGACUGAGGUCACUAUCAUUCUUACAGAUGUCAAUGAUGAAACUCCCAGGUUUCGAAAUGAUCGUUACAUAGCUGAAAUUAACGAAAAUGCUCCAAAAAAUACUCCAGUCAAUUUCAUUGGUGAUGCAUUUCCAGAAGUUUACGAUCAUGAUUUAGGAACUAAUGGAACCUUUCAAAUGUUCAUCAACGGUGAUGGAGAAAUAUUUGAAAUCACACCAUCACGUGGUAUCAAUGAAGCUCCAUUUCUCAUUCGUGUGAAAGAAUCAUCAGAGUUAGACUUUGAACGUCGAUCAGUGAUAAAUUUUACGAUAGUUGCCAAAGAACUGGUUCCUUUUCAACCAAAAUUUAGUGUAGUGCCAGUGACAGUUUAUAUCAAAGAUCAGAAUGAUAAUUAUCCAGAGUUUACAAUGCCUAUCUAUGAAGUUAACAUACCAGAGAAUUGUCCUGUCGGAACGACAGUCGCGUGGGUGCAAGCAUCGGAUGAUGACAGUGGUAACUAUGGUACUCGUGGCAUUAGAUAUACUAAUUUAGGUGGAAGCAUAGCUUACGCUUUGAAGUUAAACUCAACAACCGGUAUCAUUACCGUGAAGGAUACUGGACUUGGUUUCGACCGCGAGUUAGUAGCCCGACAUUAUCUCACGGUAGAAGCUCGUGAUGACCUUGGAAAAGGAAACCGCAAUUCCGUCCAGCUUGUGGUUAAUAUUGAUGAUGUUAAUGACAACCCUCCUGUAUUUCUUCAGACUAAAUAUGAAGCUGUUUUAUUGGAAAACAAAAAAACAUUUGAAUCACCAGUUAUCGUCGAAGCCUUUGAUAUCGAUCUCAAUACAACGAGAAACUCUGAAAUUGUUUAUUCUUUAGCUCCCAGUGAAUUCUCUCGUAAUUUUACAAUUGAUCCAAAGCGAGGUAUUGUCACCCCUGUAGGUGGUAUGGACUAUGAAGCCUUACCAAUGAUCCCUGGUCAUCGUGAAACGUCAAUUCGUCCUUUAAAAUUAACUAUUCGAGCUCGAGAUAAAGGAACACCAAGUCUGAGUUCAGAAGCACCAUUGAUAGUUUAUUUAAAAGAUUUGAAUGACAAUGAACCAAUGUUUGAACGAGCUUUAUAUCAGAAAAAUAUUCCAGAAGAUUUACCUGGUGGUACGAAUAUUCUUCAAGUAAAAGCAUGGGAUAAAGAUUUAUCUUCACCAAACAAUAAGCUAGUAUAUAGAAUCCAACAUGGUGCUGGAGAUAAAUUUGUUAUUAGUCCAGAGAAUGGAAUAAUUAAAGUGGCACCAGGUUCUAAUCUAGAUCCUGAUUUAACAUCUCCCAAAACAACCAAGUAUGUUUUAACAGUAGUAGCCAUUGAUAGUGGUACAGAAAUUCAAAGAUCUGCCGAGGUUUUAGUAAAUAUUUCAAUUGUUGAUGUGAAUAACAAACCACCGGUAUUUAUUGAUCCUGGUACGGUUGCUAUUAGAGAAAACACCCAAGUUGGUGCAUAUGUACACCGAGUUGUAGCCAACGAUCCAGACAUUGCGCCUGUUUUGCGGUAUAGAAUCGAUCCUAAUUCAUCAGAGGCUCGCAAUGAGGAAGGCACUUUAAUUAAAGUUCAAGAAUAUGACUAUUUAACAGCUUUUGAACUCAAUGCACUCGAUGGUUUAUUGAGAGUAAUCAAACUUUUAGAUCGUGAAAGAGUUGAAACAAUAAAAUUAGGUCUUGUCGUUGAAGAUCUUGGAGCUGUUCGGGGAACACAGACAGCUUCAGCGAUAUUAAAUGUUAUAAUAGAAGAUGAAAAUGAUAAUAAUCCACGAUUCAGACGUCCAUUUUAUCGAAGAUCAGUCACGGAAAAUAGUAAGAAUGGAGUUCAUAUUGUCAGCGUUGUUGCUGACGAUGCUGACAAAAAUCGAACAAUUACUUAUUCAAUGGAAAGCCCGAGAGAAAUUGCAGACCUCGUUCAUUUAGAUCCGGAUACCGGUGAAAUAGUUGUAGCAAAUAAAAUCGAUAGAGAACAAUACUCCUGGUUAAAUUUAACAAUUCGUGCAACUGAUUCAGGUAUUCCACCAAGAUCUAGUUUGUCAGAAGUUUAUGUACAAGUUUUAGAUGAAAAUGAUAACAAUCCUUACUUCAUAACUGACAUUAAUAAUAUCACAGUGCCCGAAAAUAUUAAAGUAGGCACUGAAGUGGUACGAAUUGAAGCUAAAGAUCCUGAUAGUGGUGAUUAUGGAAAGAUAACAUAUCUUUUAGAUCGAAUGUCUUCACAGGAAAAAUUUAUAAUACAUCCAGAAACAGGAGCUAUAAGUGUUGCAAAUAAACUUGAUUGGAAAAUAAAAAAUAGUUAUUUAUUAAUCAUUGAAGCUUGGGAUAAUUAUCAUUUUGGGUAUUCAACUGGAGAAUCACGUAAUGCAUUCAAACAAGUCGAAGUAAUUAUAGGAGACGUAAAUGAUAAUGGUCCAAAACUAGAAGUACCGCAGGAGUGUGUUACUAUAUCAGAGUUUCAUGACAUGAGAGAUGCAGUAGCUGUAAUUAAAGCAACUGAUGCUGAUGACCCAUCAACUCCUAAUGGUCGAGUAAUGUUUAGAAUUCUUACGGGUAAUGAAAUGGGUUUGUUUAUGCUAGAGCAAACUGAUUAUUGGACUGCAAAAAUAAAAGCAGUUAAAUCAUUAAGAGGAAGAUUUGGAAAUUAUUCGCUACAUCUGGAAGCUCGUGAUCUUGGAUCUCCUGUUAAUGAAGAUAAUAAAUAUCUCAAUAUUUGCGUAUUAGACUAUAACGAUAAUCCUCCAGUAUUUUUAAGUCCUCAACAUAACACAACAAUACGAGUUCCUGAAAAUAUUACCGUUGGAUCAACAAUAAUUCAAGUUGAAGCUAAAGAUGCUGAUACAGGAUUAAAUGGAGAUGUGCAUUAUCGAUUGAAGCAAGACCUUACUGGUCACUGGAGAAGCUUUCAUAUUGAUGAUAAAACAGGUGUUGUUACCUUGAAACAACCGUUGGAUCGAGAGACUCAGAAGAUGUAUGAAAUAAGAAUUGAAGCUUUUGAUCUUGGAACUCCAACUCCACUUAGUUCAGAUCUGGAUUUAAUCAUCUAUGUUAAAAAUGUCAACGACUACGAACCACAAUUCUUAGUAGACAUAUUUACAGUUACAUUUACAGAAGAAAAACCACCAAAAGCUGAAGAAAUUUCUCUACCUGAGACUGUUGAUAGAGAUGAAGUAGAUGAUCUAGAUGAUCCACCCACUCAAGUUUGUUAUUUUAUCAUAGGAGGUAAUGAUGAUGGCUACUUUACCCUUGAUAUCUUCAGCCACAAACUAACUACUGCCAAGAAACUAGAUAGAGAGACACAGGAAGAGCAUUUACUACUUGUCAAAGCAACUGAAGAUUGCUCUUCAGCUCCAGCUAAUCAAAGCUUCUUUGAUGAAAACGACGAUACCCUUUUAAAAGUUGUAAUUACUGUAAAAGACAUCAAUGAUCAUUCACCAAAGUUUGUUAGCAAAGUUUUCACUGGAGGGGUAACUACAGAAGCAGAUUUUGGAACUCAAGUUAUUCAUGUAAAGGCUAUUGACCCGGAUGCUGGAGACAAUGCAGCUGUAAGUUAUUAUCAAGUAGGCAAAGUUCACAUGACGUUGACAGAAGGUCUUGAUGACAUGAACAUCCAGCCAUUCCUCGUUGAUAGACUAACUGGCGCAGUUACUUUGAACUUUGACCCUCAACCACGGAUGAAAGGCUACUUCGAUUUCAUGGUUCUCGCUAACGACACAGAUGGUCUUCAUGAUACAGCACGAGUAUUCAUUUACUUACUUCGAGAAGAUCAAAGAGUUCGAUUUGUACUUAGACAACAUCCACCCGAGAUUCGAAACAGGAUUGACAAUUUUCGAGAAAUUCUUGGGAAUGUCACAGGAGCAAUAGUAAACGUAGAUGAAUAUAAAGUUCAUGAGAAUCAAGAUGGUUCAGUUGAUCGAACGAGGACAGAUCUUUAUCUACACCUAGUAAAUCGUCAUGAUAAUUCAAUCCUUGAUGUGUCUCAAGUUCUCGAGUUAGUCGAUCGAAAUAUUGAAAAACUAGAUACAUUAUUUAAAGACUUCAACGUACUUGAUACUCAGCCUGCAGAAUCACAACCAAUAGUUCAAUAUGAACAAGCAGCCACAACAUUUUGGCUCUUAGUAUUAACCGUUUUUCUCGGUGCAUUAUUAAUAUUAUGUAUUGCUCUUUGUUUAUCACAACGAGCUUCUUUCCAACGACAAUUGAAGGCUGCCAAUGCAUCACCUUUUGGAACAACAGACUCUGAAUUUAUGCGAGGUCCUGGAAGAGUUCCCAAUACUAAUAAACAUAGCGUUGAAGGAUCAAAUCCUAUUUGGAUGCAUGCUUAUGAAAAUGAGUGGUUUAAAAGUGAUGAGUCAUUCAGUCAUAGAUCAGAUCGUGAUUCGUUAGAUGAAAAUGCAUUGAAUAAUGAAGAAAUGAAUGAAGCAAACUCUGGAGAAAGAGCUACGAAUGAAAAUAUUUAUUACACUCAACCAAAUCCUACAUCAAUUUCUAGAAUGCUAUUGAAAGGAUGCUUCAAAAUAUGGAUAUCAUUGAGUUUAGUCUUGAUGGGGACAAAAGGUUCUCGACCAAGAUUCGACACAUCAACAGAUAUGGGAAUGGUUUUGGUUCCAGCAGAUGCAGAAGUUGAUUCAGUUAUAUUUAGAUUACGUGCCACAGACCAAGAUGUUGAUUUUCCACUUGUCUUCGAUAUUACAUCAACUAUAUCACCAGUUGUACGAAUAGAAAAUUUACCCUGCACUCUAUACAAUAAAGUAUGCCAAGCCAAUGUUAUUUUAACGAGACGCUUGACCGCUGGACGACUCCAUGAUUUUGCUGUACGAGUAAGAGACUCCAAAGGUGAUUCCAAUUCUAUGCAAGCUACUAUUUCCGUGACGAAUGCAACUACACCACGCGAUACGAUAUUUCCGCAUAUACCAACACUUAUUAUGGUACCUGAAGAUACAAAACCUGGCAAAGAACUUGAUUAUAUUUUAGUAAAGUCUAAUCCAUGGAGUGGUAAACCAGUUUAUAUUGAAUUAUGGCAACCUAAAGAAUUAUUUACAAUCAGACAACGAUUGAUUCCUGGUCAUACACGAGGAACAAUUAUAUUGACUGGAGAAUUGGAUUUUGAAACUCAGUCUAUGUAUACACUCACCAUCUACGCUACGGACCCUUACACGGAACCAAGAAAAGACACACGAAAUAUAGCUGGUUUACACUUGAUAGUUAUCGUUCAAGAUGUCCAAGAUGUUCCACCUAUAUUUACAUUGGCUCCUCCACUAACAAAAUUAAACAAUACUGUUCAACCCGGUGACGUCAUUCUUAGGGUUCAUGCUGAAGAUGGUGAUAAAGGAGUUCCAAGAGAAAUUUCUUAUGGCCUGGUAUCAGAAGGAAACCCAUUCACACCAUUCUUCAAUAUCACUGAAACUACUGGAGAAAUCAUUUUGGCACGUCCAUUAGAGGAAUUGACACAAAUUACUCAUGUUGGAGCUCCAAUUGUACUCAGUAUUGUUGCUGAAGAAAUUCGAAGAUCAACUGAUGAACCACCAGCUCAAGCAACAGUUGUUAAAGUUGGAUUGCUUUUGGGAGAACCAGGAAAUAGUCCACCUUAUUUCGAAAAUGACAAUUAUGUAGCUUGGAUGGAUGAAAAUGCAGAACCAGGAACAUCAAUCAUAUUUGAAGAGCCUUAUAUAACAAAAGUUCGAGACGAAGACAUUGGCAAAGCUGGUGUUUUUACUCUAAAAUUAGACAAUAAUAAUGGAACAUUUGAAAUUAGUCCUUCAGUUGCAGAAAGAAAUGCAAAUUUUAUAUUAACUGUACGUGACAAUUCUUUAAUUGAUUAUGAAAUUUAUAAAAGUCUACGAUUUAAAAUUGUAGCCCAAGAAGUAGGACCGGCGACAAAUUUAUCAGCAUCAGUACCAGUGACAAUUUUUUUAAGAGAUAAAAAUGAUAAUCCUCCAGAAUUUGAAGAAGCAUCCUAUGAAGUAACAUUAUCAGAAAAUGUAACAGCUGGUACUCGAGUAACUCAAGUUCAUGCCACUGACAAAGAUACUGGAUUUUUUGGUAGAAUUCAGUACACUCGAAUUAUAGGUCCUGGUAGCGAAGCUUUUGCAAUAAAUCCCGAUACGGGAGUUAUUACUGUAAGCAUGGACACAUCUUCUCUAGAUCGAGAAAUAACUCCUCAGUUACAACUCAUUGUGGAGGCUUGUGAUGAAGAUGGCAGAGGACUUAGAGGAACUGUACCAUUCAUAGUAAAUCUUCUAGAUGCUAAUGAUAAUGCUCCAAUAUUUGAAAAAGAUACUUAUGAAUUUGUACUUAAUCUUGAUUUAACGAAUUUUACGGUGCCGGCCAUUAUAAAAGCUUUCGAUGCUGAUGCAGAGUCUCCAAACAACGAAGUACGAUACGAAAUAAUCCAUGGAAAUUAUGAUAAUAAAUUUAUUCUUAAUGAUACCACUGGGGAAUUAUUUUUACGAGAACCAAUAACAAAAACUAGAAGCACAAGACAUAAUGGAUACCAAAGAUUUGCGACUAAACUUAAAAAGAAUAUUGUUUCAACAUCUGAAUCACCUCAAAAAAUAUCUAGCAGUACACAAAAAACUUUUGAUUUAUCAACAAUUUUGAGUGUUUUGAAUGACAAUCAUACUAUUAAAAAUCAUACUAUUAAAAAUAAUACUGAAUUAAUUAAAAGAAGAAAACGGGAAGAUAAAAAUGUGCUGUUUACUUUAACCGUUAGAGCUUAUGACCUCGGUGUCCCACAUCUAUCAGGAACUACCCAAGUAAAAAUACUCCAAUCACCUCAAGCUGGUGUUAGAACUUUGAUGUUUCUAGUACCAGGAGAACAUCCCGAUCGCAUCAAAACAGCACAAACAUUAGCAACUAUUACUGGAGGCCGAGUAACAGUAAUGGAAAUUCGUCCUUAUACUCCAGGAAGUUUGCCAAAUGGAGUGGAAGAUAUACCAACUUCAGGAACUGGAAAAAGAAGUAUAGUAGUAGCUAAAGUAGAGUACACAGGAUCUGAAUCAUCAGUCGUUGAUAUCGAGAAAAUUAGAGCAGCUUUGGCAGCAAAUGGUGUCGGAGUAAUUGGCGGUGAUAUGUCACCUAAUGGAAAUACAGAAAUAAAUCCUCCAGUAACUAAUCAAACAAUUAAUAAAAAUAAUACUUCUCCUUCUCUUGAUAUUGGUACAAAUGGGGGUAAAACUACAACUGUUGUUAGCGAUGGAACAAAUAUUAAUAAAACUACGAUAAUUACAAAUCGUGAAGAAGUAAUAGUUUACAAAGCAGAAAAUAAAUUAUUAUUCUGGUUGCUGAUCAUUCUUGGAUUACUGGUGUUAGCUGCUAUCAUUAUUUUGAUAGUUUGUUGUAUUUGCCCGGGAUGCCCAUUUUAUAUGGCCCCUAGAAAAAGAAGGGUUCGUUCUUCCGAUACAUUCAUAGCUCGUGUUGAUGGACGUCCUAAAAGACACAUAUAUAGAAAGUAUCCUCAAACAGACGUUACGUGGUCAGAAAAAAAGCAAGCAUGGAGUGCAAACCAACCUCGUGAUAAUUGGCAAUUUAAUCGAAGAAAUAUAAGAAAUUAUGGAAUAGCAUCGCUUCCAGGGGAUGUAGUUUGUGAUGAUAGAGAUCGAGAAUUUCCCCGAAAAGCAUAUUCUUUAAGAUUACAAGAUGCAACAGAACCUAUUCAUAUUGUGGAAACUAGAAAAAGAGGCCAAGAUCGUUUAUAUGUAGAAGACGUUGAAGGUUUUAGAGUUAAAGGUUACGACGUUCCUGACAUGGAUUCACUACGACAAAAUGAAAUUGAAAGAGGUUCUGACAUGACGCGUGAGGCUUACGUGCAAGACAUUCGUGAGAAAGACCAACAAACAUUUCGAGACCAGCAAUUUUAUCGUUCAGGAAAUGCAGAAGUCAUGAGAUUGGUAACUAGAGGUGUUGCUGAGGGAAACAUAACAUACAGACAGCCUGAAAUAGUAAUCGAUCAAGUACAUAGAGUAGAUGGAAAAGACAUUUUAUUACGAAGAUUCAUUGAAGACCAAAAUUUGCGAGUAAACCAAGAAUAUCAUGGAAGUAUGCAAGAUUUAGAAAAACAAAGUAUGGAAUCACACAAACGACAGAAAGAAGCGUCUAUGCAACAGCAGCAACAACCAGAAAUAAUAUUGAUACCAGAACAGCUGGAACAAACUCAUCGACAGCAUAUUGAAGAACUCGGUCCAGAUGUACAGAGAUUGAUUAUUGACCACGGAAUUUAUGAUAAAUCAGCUCAAUCUGAUAUAAAAGAAAGUCAAGAUGCCGCUACAGGGACGACUUUAAUUAUUCAAGGAGCAAUUCCAAAAGCUUCUGAACUACCAAAAGAGCAGAAUAUUCCGAAGUAUCCAGUGAAUGUUCAACACUAUUCCAUUCAUGAUUUGGAAUUAGCACGACAAAAUGCUCUUUUGACACGAUUGCUUCUGGAAAGAGAUAGAGGCGUCAAUGCAGCAAUGAUGGAUACUGGAAGUUAUCUUGAAACCCAAAGCUUACCAGGUCAAGUUGCAGCUGGGACUCAAACUAAUCAAACUAUUGCUACACAAACAGAACAGCAAAGCAGAAGUAGGAGUGACAAUGAAGAAUCUGAGGAGGAUGCACGGAUGAGAAGAAAAAUGAGAUCGAAGAAAAGGUAUGAUGGAGAGGCUAAACGAGUUAGAGCAUUGUGGAUGCGGUCGCCAAUUAGAGAAGAAGAUAGAGAAUAUUCCGAGAAAGAUACUAACUUUAUUAGAAAAAAAAUAAAAGAUAUUAAAGAUGCAAGAAAGAGUAAUAUUGAACCUGAGGUUUUGAGAGAGAUAUCAGACUCAUUAGACGAAACUGGUGACAGGGAAACGCCCGUACGGAAUCGUGAAUCUUUUGGAGAUAGCUCUAAUUCACGAUAUGAAUCACGUGAUGAAAUUCCUCAACGGGAUGAUUCCUCUUCAAUCGAAAUGUCGAAAGAUGAAUACACAAGAGCGCAUGGACGGAGAGUUGAUGAUAGAAAUGAGACGAGAAAAAAAGAGAAAGAAGUAACAGGAAAGGAGGAAGCGCAAGGAGUAAAGAAGUCAAGUUUUAAAAUAUUAGAAAGGGAAAUAAGUUCGUUGAGUAAAAAGUUAUCGAAAUUAACUGGAAAAAAAAUUCAAAGUAAGCAUGAUUCUUAUAAAAAUAAUCAAAUGUCCAAAGAUUCAGAUAAUAAUGAUAUAAAUGUAACAUCUCCGGAUACUUAUCCUGAAGAUGAGAAAAAAUUGAAGAAAGUUGACGGUGUGAGAUCAAAACGAUCCAUUUCAAUGCAACGAGUUACAAAGUUGGCUUCGAAACAUUUGAAAAUGCCCGAUGGAAUAAGUGAUAAAAACAAAAAACAACAAAAAUUGAAAAGUACAAAAAAGCCUUUGGUCAGUACGGCUAGUUCCGAACUUGAAGAAAUAGAUAGAUUGAAGACACAAGUUACAACUAAGGAAUCAGAAGGAGAAACAAGUAAAUCCUCUGUAAGAAAAGUAACGAAAGCCAAAUUAAAUCGACAGGUAGCUGUUAAAGAAAAAGACAUAUCUUCAGUUGAAAAGAAGAAAGAUAUUUUAGUUAAACAAUCUAAAAAGUUGGACGACAAAAUGAAAAAAUCUGAAUUAAAAUUAAAACAUAUCAAAGAAGAUCGUAGUAAAAUAAAGAAAGCAGUUGAAAUGACUAAAAAAUUCAUGGAAGAUGAUCAUUCAAAAGAAUCUGACAAAAGAAUUCAAAAAUGGAAAACGAAACCUUCACGAAAACAGGAAAAUUCGAGUACUGAUGAAUCCCAAACAUCAAAAGAUUCAAGAGAUUCGGGUUCAAAAAUUUUCUCUAAUAAAACAUCUGUUACAUCGCCAACUGAAACUUUGGAAAGUCCAAAAGCUGGAGAAAUAACAGAGGAGAUGAUAGAUAUUAAAUCAACAACUCUCGAUGAUCAAAGAAAAUCUCUAAUAGCACAACAUCCGAUUGACUCUUCUUCUAAAGAAAUUCAAUUAAUUCAAAUGGAUGAAAAGAAAGUAACAUUAGAAGUUGACAAGCCAAAUCUAAUUACAAUUGAGCCUUUGAUAAAUUCAAAGAAAAAAGAAGAAUUAUCAGGAAAGGAUCAGGUUGCUACGUCGGAAACAGAUAAAAAGAAGGCAGAAGAGUUCCAAAAGGCUGAAUUCACAUCUGGAAUGCUUCCAACGCCUCUUUCUGAAUUCUUAAUAGGGAAGCAUGACAAAAAUAUCGAAGUAUCUACCACUCCUGUUGCUCCUGUGACAGAGACAAUAAGUCAGAAUAUUGGAGAUAAUUCAGAGGAAAGAAAAUUGCAAGCUGCUGAAUUAAUUCAAAAAGAUAGAGAUAGCACCAAAGAUAUAAUUAAUGCAAUCGUUAAAAAAAUUAAUAUCAAUGAAGAUAAACGCGAUACAAAAAUAAUCGAUUCUCCAAAAAUAAUAUCCGAAGAACAAGAAAGAAUUGAAGAAAUUGAAAAGAAAGUUAUUGAAGCAUUUGAAUCUGCUGAACGAAAAGAACUUGGAAUGUCAGAUGUUUCAACAGCGAAAGUAUCAGGAGUUGAUGUUCUUGAUGAUGCAGAUUAUAUUAAAGAUCAAAGUGGACACAAAGCAAGCGAAGAUUUCCAGACCGAAAUAAAAGUAGAAGCUCUACCUGCUAUCUCUCAUGCUUUUGCGAUUCCUGUACCUGUAAUAACUGCAGAUAUUCCCACGAAAUCUGUUGCGAAAGAAGAUAAUAUAAGUGAAUUAUCCGCGAAAAAUGAUUCAGAUAAAAAAGUAGAAGAAAAAUGUGAUGAAAUGUCUGAAGAUGUACCCAAGUUGGCAAUAUCAUCAUCUUCACAAUUAUCAGAAGAACAGAAAGUUGAGAUUGAUGAACAUGUAGAUACUCAAGAGCAAAAACAGUCACCUUCCAUAAAAGGUUCUGUAAAUAUAGUUCUGGAAAGUGAAGUAGUAAAAAAAGACAUUGAAGUAGAUAAAAACAAAUCAGUAGAUACAAAUGAAGAUAAAAAUAUGGAAAUAAAAGUAUUAGAGGAUACAGAGAAAGAUUCAGAACAGAUUAAAAAAGAAACACCUAUAGCAGAUUUAAUUAAGGAUGAAAAAAAUACUUUAGUAAUAAAAAUUUCAGAAGAAAGUGUCGAUGAAGACAAAGAAAAGCAUACUUUAGAUAUUGCUGUUGAACCAACUUCACCAGUAAGCCAAACUAGUAGUCUGUCUCCUAAACAAGUUGUCAUUUCACGAGAAACAUCUUUUUUAAGUUCUCCUAAAAAAAUGUCAGUUGAUGAACCACCUCAAGUACCUCAAGAAAUAUUGAAUUUAGUUGAUGAUACAGAAUCUAAACUUGAAAUUCAUAUAUCUGAAGAUAAGUCUGAUUCUUCAGACAAAAAAAUUGAGUUAUUUAUUGACAAACCUGAAUCAUAUGGAAGUAAUUUAAUACACGAAGAAUCUAUGGCACCUGAUUCACCAUUGAUAGAAAAACCUGAAGUUAACAGUUUAGCAGAUACAGUAGAUACCUUAGAUGACGAAAGCGAUGUAUCUAGUGAAUCUUCAACACAAACUGCAUUUAUUGCUCGUCCGUAUGGCACUCCUCGACAUCGACGUUUGGUAAGAAUGGAUCAUGUGUCUCCAAAUGACACAGAAACGAGUCCUGAAAAGAAAACUCAAGACAUAGAAAGUAUUAAGACUGACGAAACAUCUAAAAGUAGUGAUGACUUAAAAACAGAUGAAACAAAAGACUCGAAUGAAACAAGUAUAAAGAGAGAAGAUAACGCAGGUAGUAGUCAAGUAGAUAGAAAAUUAGAAUCGGGGAAAAAUGUAGAAAUAGGAAGUUUUCAAGCUUUAGAUAGUAUAGUGGGCACUGAAAGUAAAUCAGCAACCGUACAAACAGAAAGUUUCGAAGCAUCUCAACAAGUAACUCAAACUUCUGAUUCAAAUGCUGAUGGUGGUGAAAAAGUGCAGGAAAGUAAAGACAAUGUAGAAUCAAUUCAUAAAAAUGACCAAGUAGAUGUUGAUGAUUCUACUUCUCUUACAGAUCGCCUCGACUCCGUGAAUAAUCUUCAUGGAGACAGAAAAAAAUCUGGAGAGCAAAAAAUCACUGACUCAACGGGAUUAUUGAGCGUAAUCCAAUCAAAAGAUUCUCUGAAGCAUUCUGAUGAUUCUUUAAAAAUUUCUAAAAGCCGUGAUAGUUCUAGAGAAAGGUUUUCUCAAAACCAAGAUGUUUCUAAAGAUAAAUUAAAGAGUGCUGAUAAAAAAACACAACAGAAGCCAUUGGUAAAAAAAGAUUCAAUGAAAGAAAAAAAGCCAAAUCAACUUUCAAAAGAUCAAAUUAAUUUGCCGAAAAAAUUUGUCGGUAAAACAACACGGCAAUCUAAAGUGAGUGAUUUAGAAUCAGAACAAUCGAAAGAAAAAAUAGGAAUCGAUAGAACGAAACCACGAAAACGACUUGAUCAUGAGAAGAUUAUUUCAGAGAAAUCAAAAAGUGGAAGAGCAGUUGGACAAAAAACAAGGAAACAGGAGUCAGGUAAAGACCAAAAGGUAGAUUCACAUACCGAAGACUUGAAAAAAAAAGUUAAAAGAAUUGAAGACAAACGGUCUCAAAUAGAUGAAAUAAAGUUGCCAUCGUGUAAUACUAAAGAUAAAGCAGAACUCGUAUUAGGUAAAUCGCCAGAGGAAAAAAAAGUAGGUACGGAAUCUACUGUUUCAGGCAAUGCUGACAUGAAAGAGAUUAAACCGUUAGUAUCAGACACGGAAGGCAAACAAGUAGAUAAAGAAAUUUGUAUUGAAGUAGAAGGAGAACAUACGAAGGCAGAUAGAAGUCGGAAAACGUCACGUAAGACGGAGAAAAUAAUAAUCGUUGAAAUCAGUAGUUUAAAAAACAGAGAAAAUAAAAUAGAGAAGAUAAUGGAAGAAAAAACAACUGAAUCUUAUACUUCUAGUGAAACAGUAGAAGGGACAAGUUCACAUGGCCAAUUGAUGGUUGUUGAAAAAUCGCAAUUAAUGUCUGAAUUAGUAGUUGAUGAUGAAAAAUAUAAGAUGCUCCGUGAUAAAUCACCAGGUUCACAAAAAAUAACCCGACAUUAUAAAGAAGAACCACAUGAAGCUCAACCCCGCUAUAUGGAGUGGUAUAAACAAAAUAGAGAGGAAAUAGAGAGAAGACGACAAGAGAAAAAGGAAAAUGAAGAAGAAGAGGAACCGCCAAAGUGGCUAAGGAAAAGUACAAGACAGAGAUGGUUAAAAAUGACUCCAGAAGAUAGAAAAAUAUUUGAAUUAAAAACUCCAGAAGUCACACCACAAAGAAGAAAACGAAUUAAACCUUUAGUCAAUGUAGAAUCAGAACAAUUAAAAGCUAUUGUUCGUCAAGGUAGGAAAUUAAGGAAAGCUGAAGGUGGCAAUGGUGAUCCAUCAAUUGAAAUUUAUGCUCCAGAAAGACCACCACCACCUUCAUUACCUUCACAAUCACAAGUUAAACAUUAUCGUACUCAACAUUCAGAAUAUAAAUAUGAAAAACUUCCACCACCAUUUUAUCUUCAUCCUCCACCAGCUCCACAUUCUACACCACAAGCAUCUCCUCGUAGUUUUGAAGCUCCUCCAGAAUCUUCUUCAACUGAAUUAACUCACGAGCAAGUGACCUCUCCAGUUAUCGUUUCUUUUCAAGGAGGAAGUAGAUUGCGGCAUCAGCAACUUCUUGAGAAAAAAAGUGUUUUUGAUAUUGCAUACAGUGAAGCGGCACCACCGCAUUUACGUGCUGAUAGCACUACUCCACCUUCCUAAAACAAAUUAAUGUCUCAAUUAUUCAUAAUACAAGAGAAACAGAUGUAUA
Chelonus insularis is the source of this 15204-nucleotide messenger RNA. RefSeq lists its product as uncharacterized. Bases 345 to 15155 code for a protein of 4936 amino acids. Gene Ontology annotation, cellular component: plasma membrane. Lineage: Eukaryota; Metazoa; Arthropoda; Insecta; Hymenoptera; Braconidae. Gene Ontology annotation, biological process: homophilic cell-cell adhesion. The record is from RefSeq and is a predicted model, not a curated record. Gene Ontology annotation, molecular function: calcium ion binding. The transcript is spliced from 23 exons.